Messenger RNA from Lathyrus oleraceus (garden pea), 1846 nucleotides. RefSeq names its product thylakoidal processing peptidase 1, chloroplastic. Gene Ontology annotation, biological process: thylakoid membrane organization. The transcript has 6 exons. Gene Ontology annotation, cellular component: chloroplast thylakoid membrane. NCBI's taxonomy places the organism in Eukaryota, Viridiplantae, Streptophyta, Magnoliopsida, Fabales, Fabaceae. Gene Ontology annotation, molecular function: serine-type endopeptidase activity. The record is from RefSeq and is a predicted model, not a curated record. Bases 337 to 1440 code for a protein of 367 amino acids.
UCUCUCUCUCUCUCUAACCAUUUCCAAUUCGAUUGAAAAUUUUGACUCUCUCUCUGUUUCUCAAUUUCGCUCUUUCUCUGCUUUUUCUCUCUCAUCAAAACGACGUAGCUUUUCCUCUGCGCCACUUUCUCCUCCGGUAACCGGGGGAGUCGCACCGCCGGCGUUCCCCUUCCCUGAUUUCCUCACCAACCUUCAAUUCAACCUUUCCCGUUUCCUUUCACUGAUUUCUUCUCACAAAAUGGCUCACACCACUUGCUAGGGUUUCACCCCUCUCAAAUCUUUCUCUCCAACACCACCCUGUACCUUUUCUUCCUCAACCUAAUUCACUUCAUCUUCAUGGCUAUACGUGUAACCUUCUCCUUUUCAGGCUAUGUCGCCCAAAAUCUAGUUUCCUCCGCCGGCGUUCGAGUCGCCAAUUCUCGUUGUGUCCAAGAAUGCUGCAUCCUCUCUCGCUUCUUUGGAACCAACCAGAAACGCGAUCUCGAACGUUCCGGCGGCGUUCGCAGUCUCUACCCCGAUCUCCGGAGACCUAAAAAUUCAUCUCCUGUUUCCGCCUAUUCCACCCUCGCCGGAGAGAUUCUCACCGAAGGAUGUACGAAUCCGAUCGUAUUAGGUUUGAUUUCGAUGAUGAAGUCAACGAGUGUUGUAUCCGGGUCAACUUCGGCGGCUAUGGGUAUUAUGGGUAUUGCACCAUUCAAAACCUCUUCGAUUAUACCAUUUUUGCAGGGUUCCAAGUGGCUUCCUUGCAACGAAUCUGUUCCUGAACCUACAACGUGGGAGGUUGAUAAAGGUGGAACGGAGUGCGUUACUGUUUCUAACACAAAAUCGCGUUUGAGUCAAAAGGAGACUAGUGGUUGGAUUUCAAAAUUGUUGAGUGUUUGUUCAGAAGAUGCUAAAGCUGUGUUCACUGCUGUUACUGUUAGUUUACUGUUUAAAUCGUUCUUGGCUGAACCUAAAUCUAUUCCUUCUGCUUCUAUGUAUCCAACUCUUGAAGUUGGUGAUCGUGUUUUAACAGAAAAGUUUUCAUUCUUCUUUAGAAAACCAGAUGUUUCUGAUAUUGUGAUUUUCAAAGCACCUCCUUGUUUGAAGAAAUUUGGUUUUAGUUCAUCUGAUAUAUUUAUAAAAAGGGUUGUGGCUAAGGCUGGUGAUGUUGUGGAAGUUCGUGGUGGGAAACUACUAGUGAAUGGUGUCGCUGAAGAAGAGGAAUUUGUAUUAGAACCUCUUGCUUAUGAGUUGGCUUCAAUAGUUGUGCCAGAAGGACAUGUGUUUGUGAUGGGGGACAAUCGUAACAAGAGUUUUGAUUCUCAUAACUGGGGUCCACUCCCAAUCGAGAACAUUGUUGGUAGGUCCAUGUUUCGCUACUGGCCUCCAUCCAAAGCUGCGGACACUGUCUCCGUUCAUAACUCCCCACCUGGAAAUAAAUCUGUGGCAGUUUCUUAACAUGAUUUCCACUACAUUCUGAGGAGAUAAAAGAUUAUUGAUACAUUCAUUUAUUCUGAAUGAAUUGCUACUCCGGUUUUGGACAGGGAGUGAGCUGUUACUCAACAAUUCUCCAGGACGAGUCCGCAUGUCUUGAUUAUUGUUUGAGAUGAAUAUCUUAUUCAUUGAUGCAAUUUUGUCAAUGACCUCAUAAUACUGUUCUUUAGUGCUAUCCUGAGAUGUAUGGCCCCUUGCAAAAGUUGUGGGGGAAUAGAAAAAUUUAAGAAACAUGAUGGUGGGUUUUUGUUGUAUUCUUUCAUGUGUUUUUUAAAAUCUGAAUGCUAGAAACUUGAGGGAAAGCUUCAACAUGGAGCUAUUUGACUCCUUGUAAGUAAGUUUCAUAAUAAAAUUGCCUCAUUGUUUGUAA